Molecule: messenger RNA, 1182 nt
Organism: Botrytis cinerea B05.10
Lineage: Eukaryota; Fungi; Ascomycota; Leotiomycetes; Helotiales; Sclerotiniaceae
Exons: 2
Coding region: 353-988 (211 amino acids)
Source: RefSeq, a predicted model, not a curated record
GAGAUGUUGAGAGGUUGACAAACGGCAUGAAGCUUUGCAUUUCUGAAGAUAUCCGACUUAUGACCGAUGAUUGCACGUUAGAUAUAUCACAACAUUCUAUCCAAGAGCCUUGACCUUACUGUCAAGUGAUGAUUUUCCUCCUUCCUCUGCAGCUUGAUUACAAAGGAAAGAGGCGUGAACCACCUGCCAGUUAAACUAAUGCAUAUUAUUCAAUGACAUCAAGACAGAGAGAGAGCACUGGAAUGGAUCCAGACGCUUCCAAGCAUUAUAAAUUUCGUAAUAAAGAAAUCAUCCAAUUUCCUCCAGAGAUCAAUAUAAAACUCCUCAUCUCAGUCCCUUAUUCCAACUCACCAUGCUCUCACCAACCAUCCGGAACGUACUUGUCAAAGGAAGCCAAACCACCAAACAUACUCCCCGUCUCCUCUCUACAUAUAGAAAGACAACUUCAUUCAAGAUUCCCAUUCCAUUGAGUAUCCAAAGUCGCAAUAUGGCGUCGAAGAAACCCAAUUCUUCACCCCCUUCCCACGAUAUGGUCUAUUUUCCUCAAAUGACCUCGGAUCUUCCAGCUUCCUCCCAUGAAUUUCGUAGAGUACUUUUCACAGGCCUCUACUCCCAAGUCGUCCUCAUGACCAUCCCCGUCGGCGGCGACAUAGGUGACGAAGUCCACACAGUUGAUCAGGCUCUCACCUUUACUUCCGGCACUGGUCUCGCUACCAUCAACGGCAAGAAUCAAGAGGUUAGAAAGGGAGACUUGAUGGUUGUACCAGCGGGUACUCAACAUCAAUUUGUAAACACAGGGAAAGAACCAUUGAUUCUGUAUACGAUUUAUUCGCCGGCAGAACACGCGCCCACUACGGUGCAUAAGACGAAGGAACAAGGGGACAAAGAGGAAGAUGAAGGAAGAGAUGAAGCUCCGGCUUGGUCGAGAAGAAGCAAGCAGGAGAAUGAGAAAGAGGGAUUGGUGAAGUUGAGUGGGAAGUAUGAUUAGAAGAGGAUGGGAACGAGGAAUAAAUUAUGAGGUUAUGUUGAUGGGAGACUUGCGCGGUGAUAUUGAGAUAUAUCUCAGUUGUUGAAAAUUCAUAGGUAUAAAAGAAAUGAAGUCUAAACAACAAUCCAUAUUAUGUGUUAUAAUACCUUACCUUAUUUCAAUACUCUUCAAAUUCACUCUGAAAGUCUCCCUCA